CAUCUUCCCCCGGCAGACUGAUACACUCUGAUAGAGCCUGGACGAGAGGGAUACGGGAAACAUUCUGGGGAUCCCGGUGUCAUUUGGUGGCAGAGACGAUUGUAAGACGCCGGGGCAACCGGUGUCAGUCGGGAGGAAAGAUAUCUGAAGGACCGAUCGGAAUUUCUGCACCAGAGCUGACUGAGGAAUCUUUUAACGCCAGGCAGAAGGCUCUAAUACAAAGAACGGAAAACAGUGAGCUAAGAGCGGGGAUUAAUAUCGAAAUAUGAACCGUAUGUAACCUAGGAAACAGCUAAAGUCCAGAAGAUAUGCGGUAUAAAUCAGCAUGUAGUCGUUCCAGUGCGGCAGGUGUACAGCAUCACCGGUACAUGUAAACAAACAGCUAUUCAAGCUAGUUGAAGUUAGCCGAUUGGGGGUUAGCUUUCCACCGCUAGUGCACACAGCUAACGUACGGUAGCUGUGUCCGAGCGAAGGUAAACCCAAGUGAACAAGCCUGUCGUCGCGUUCAAAACCAAAUUUAACCUCAAUAUAGUCGUCUGCAGCCGAUGACAGCUGCCUGUAUCGUCUCAGUAUGCAUUUAUUAGCAUAAUUAGCCUCUCAAGCUAACGUCGGCUAAAUGUUAUUCGCAUUAUUAGCAGCCCAGCACAAUAACAUCAAACUAGCACACUAAAUGUAGAACAAAGACGAUAUUUGGCAGUAGUACGUGUGUGUUUGACGUCGUGUGAAAUAUUCUGCUGUCACAUAUUAAACUCUUCGUGGAUUGGUACAUUAAUGCUACACUUUAGACACCCAGUGUGGUCCAGUUGAUUGGCUGAAAAGGGUAGGACGACGGGGUGAAGGAAAACAACUUAAUGACUUCUUAAAGAUUUAAUCGCAUCGCUGCCCCUAGCCAGCGUGGUGGCACGACUGUGUAGUUUAUUUUGGUUGUAUGGUGGGUGUAAUUUUUCAGUUUUGAGUCGCUGUGUGUUUAUAAACUACUCUUAGCUGGUGUGUUUGGCUGGUUUGUCCUCUCAGCGGCAGCAGUCGGCAGUAGUACAGUCAAACAGGCGACAGGACCUUCUGUUCACAGUAAUAUGCUGUAAGGGGAGCCACAGCUCAGCCAGGCGGCAUGGAGUGGACUGAUAAAUAGACCUAAAUGACUAGUAGUUUGGGUUGUAUAUAGUAGGAGAAAACACCGGUAAAACAUAUCAGAAGUUGCGUGUAAACACUUUUUAAUUGUAGUUUUCUUGUCUGCAUAUUCUUCCAGACUAUUUGAAGGAGACCACCGCCAUGUCAGAGUUUGUAUUAUGUAGCUGUGUUUGAGGGCCCAGCGGUAAGCCUCUCAGCUGUGUUUUGGUUGCUAGUGGCCUCCCCUCCCCCCAGUCUUCUGGAGGCUCUUGAUUCUCCCCGAGUGUUGGACACUGUUCGCCGGGUUUCCCCUUGAUUUUUUUUUUUUUUUUAGCCUAAAGAAAAAGGCCGUGGCCUCACGUCGCAGUCCUCUGGACUCCGAAGCAGUUAAGAAGUGGAUGUAAUGGAACUGAUGUUCGCCGAGUGGGAGGAUGGGGAGAGGUUCUCCUUCGAAGACUCGGACCGGUUCGAGGAAGACUCUCUGUGCUCCUUUAUCUCAGAGGCCGAGAGCCUCUGUCAAAACUGGAGGGGGUGGAGGAAGCAGUCCGCUGGACCCAACUCACCCACUGUCAAGAUUAAAGAUGGCCAGGUGAUUCCACUGGUGGAGCUGUCAGCGAAGCAGGUAGCGUUCCACAUCCCAUUUGAGGUGGUGGAGAAGGUCUACCCCCCUGUCCCAGAACAGCUCCAGCUCCGCAUUGCCUACUGGAGCUUCCCCGAGAAUGAGGAGGACAUCAGGUUAUAUUCCUGCCUGGCUAAUGGGAGUCCAGAUGAAUUCCAACGUGGAGAGCAGCUCUACAGGAUCAGAGCUGUCAAAGACCCCCUGCAGAUUGGUUUCCAUUCUCAGUGCUUAGCAGUGGUGUCCAGUCAAGGGCCGGUCCAGUCUAAAAGGAGCCUACAAUGCUGGCCUCCAAGAGGGACCAGCUCCAAGAGUUUGCCCCCAGACCUCCAUCAUGACCGCCUCAGGGCCAAACUCACGCUGCUGGAGAAGCGCGUCUCAUUACGCCAAUCUCAAACUACCGCUGUGCGGAGCACCAGUACAGAUUUUCUCUGGAGGCUUUGCCCAGAGAAAGCUAAAUUAACACUGUAUGAUCUCUGUGUGUGUGUGUGUGUAGACCCCACAGCAGGCCCUUCAGCCUCUGACCAGAGCACCUGGUAUUUGGAUGAGUCGACCCUCAGCGACAACAUCAAAAAGACUCUGCACAAGUUCUGUGGGCCUUCACCUGUCGUCUUCAGUGAUGUAAACUCCAUGUACCUGUCAUCCACCGAGCCGCCGGCCGCCGCUGAGUGGGCGUGUCUGCUGCGACCUCUGAGGGGCCGAGAGCCAGAAGGCAUUUGGAACCUUCUGUCCAUAGUCAGGGAGAUGUUCAAGAGACGAGACAGCAACGCCGCCCCGCUGCUUGAGAUCCUCACUGAGCAGUGCCUCACCUAUGAACAGAUAAUCAGCUGGUGGUACAGUGUUAGGACUUCAGCGUCCCACAGCAGUGCCAGUGGCCACACCGGGCGCAGCAACGGCCAAUCAGAGGUUGCGGCUCACGCCUGUGCCAGCAUGUGUGACGAGAUGGUGGUUCUAUGGAGGCUGGCAGUGCUCGACCCCACUAUGAGCCCCUGCAGGCGCCUGGAACUGGCAGGUCAGCUGAAGCAGUGGCAUCUGAAAGUUAUAGAGAUAGUGAAGCGGGGACAACAUCGCAAGUCCCUGGAUAAAUUGUUCCAGGGCUUCAAGCCCGCUGUGGAGUCCUGCUAUUUCAACUGGGAGGUGGCCUACCCACUGGACGGCAUCACCUACUGCAGCGCUGAUAAGAAGAGUGCCACAUUCUGCUGGUCCAGGGCAGUGCAGCUCCAAAGAGGAGCCAAAGCUGCUGCUGCAGCAGCGGGUGGAGAACCGUCUGAACCAGGGGGAGGGGUGAGAGUCGAAGGUGGAGCAGGGGGAGAUUACAAAGGAAGAGGUGGUGGUCAUUCGUCCCAACAGGAGGUGGCAGUGCGACCCAAGGAGACCAUACUGACCAAGAGGAAGGGUCUGUCUGUGAGUGGAGGGGGAGGGAUGCUGGUCCGUCUUGGAGGGAGCGUAUCUCUGUCCCUGGAAGACGGAGGAGGGAAGUGCAUGUACAAAGGGCCGGGCUCCUCCUCUGGAGGGAAGCUGAAACUGACGCAGGGAGGUGGGAAGGGGGCAUCUGUAGGAGGUCCUGGAGGUAGUGGAGGGUUAGGAGGUAAGCAUGCCAGUGCCAAGCGGAGAACCAGCAGUGAGGACAGUUCCCUGGAGCCGGACCUGGCUGAGCUCAGCCUGGACGAUGGCUGCAGUCUAGCUCUGGGGGCUGAGGCCAGCAACACUUUUGAGUUUCUCCCCCCACCGCCAGAGAUGCUGCCCUCCCCGAGCCCCCUGCUUCGAGACUCACGCAAGUACAGCAGCAGCAGCGGUGGGAGCAAGAUGUUUGAAGCAAAGCGUGUCAGCCAUGCCUCGGCUACACUUCCUGCGGCAGAGCCUGCUCCACCUUGCUUCCCUGCCAAAGAGACAGUGGUGGUUGUUAUGGACAUGCCCAACGCUGUAGAGAAGGAAGCAGAGCUGGACGUGGAGCCUGUCCAGAGCAGGGAUGAAGACGUAGACUCAGCCGGCAGUAACCAGCCUUCCACCUCCAGCACUACGGCAAGAUCAGGUACCACUGAAACAUCCGCCAAGCUGCCACAGGGCCGCAGAGAGGCAGCACCUGCUGGGGCAGCAGCCGCAGGAGGACUAGCUAACCAAGGAGCAGAAGUGGCAGGAGAAGCUGUGGGUGAGGAUGACUAUCAGGCAUACUACCUGAAUGUUGCCUCAGAGGAGGGAGCAGACAGACAGCUGGUGGACAACCACCAGGAGGAGGAGCCAGACAUCUUCGCAGGGAUGAAACCGCUGGAGCAGGAGGGGCGCAUGGAGGUGCUGUUUGCGUGUGCCGAGGCCCUCCAUGCUCAUGGCUACAGUAACGAGGCGUGCCGGCUGGCCGUGGAGCUGGCCAGGGACCUGCUGGCCAAUCCACCCGACCUGAAAGUGGAGCAGCCACAGACAAAGGGUAAGAAGAGCAAGGUGUCGACCAGCCGUCAGACGCAGGUAGCCACCAACACGCUGUCCAAAGCCGCCUUCCUCCUCACUGUUCUCAGUGAACGACUGGAGCUUCACAACCUGGCCUUCAGCACCGGCAUGUUCUCCCUGGAACUCCAGAGACCGCCGGCGUCUACCAAAGCUCUGGAGGUAAAGCUUGCCUACCAGGAGUCGGAGGUGGUGGCUCUGUUGAAGAAGAUCCCUCUGGGCCUGGUGGAGAUGUCGGCCAUCAGAGAGAGAGCAGAACAGCUCAGAGACGGGAACUUCUGUGAUUACAGACCUGUGCUGCCUCUCAUGCUAGCCAGCUUUAUCUUUGACGUGCUGUGUACCCCAGUUGUGUCCCCAACGGGUUCCCGUCCACCAAGCCGCAACCGCAACAACGAGAUGCCCGGUGAUGAAGAGCUGGGCUUUGAGGCUGCUGUUGCUGCACUUGGUAUGAAGACCACAGUUAGUGAAGCGGAGCAUCCGCUGCUGUGUGAAGGAACAAGACGGGUGAAAGGUGACCUGGCUCUGGCUCUAAUGAUCACCUAUAAGGAUGACCAGAGCAAGCUCAAGAAGAUCCUGGACAAGUUGUUGGACAGGGAGAGUCAGACCCACAAGCCCCAAACCCUGAGCUCCUUCUACUCCAGCAAGCCGGCAGCUGGCAGCCAGCGCAGCCCGUCCAAACACACUGCCGCCAGCCACGGCGGGGUGAGCGGGGCCACUGGUGGUGUCUCCAAACACGCGCCCUCGUCUUCGUCUGCAACCACUGUGGCAGCCUCUUCUACCAGCUCUUCCUCUGCUGUAGUGCUGGCUGGCGAAGAGGUGGCUCAUCAGGCUGAACUGAACCCAGUGCAGAAUAGUUCAGCAGGAGAGAGUACUGCUGAGACCAGGGAGCAUGUAUCAGAGGGGCCUCCUUCAUCAAGUGACCAGCAGAAUGAAACAGCUCCAUUUAAGCUGGAGGCCACAGUGCCCAGUCGGCUGGCACUGGGGGCACGCUGUGGAUACAGCCAGCGCUGCUGGGGCUCACCUGUCCGGCAGAAGAAGAAACACACCGGCAUGGCGAGCAUCGACAGCAGUGCUCCAGAGACGACCUCAGACAGUUCCCCCACUCUCAGCCGGCGGCCGAUCCGGGGCGGCUGGGCAGCAACGUCUUGGGGGCGGGGCCAGGACAGCGACAGCAUCAGCAGCUCAUCAUCUGAUUCACUGGGCUCCUCCUCCUCCAGCGGCUCUCGCAGGGCAGGGGGCGGAGCCAGGGCCAAGAGCACCGACACCAGCAGGUACAAAGGGCGACGUCCCGAGUGCCAUGCCCCCCACGUGCCCAACCAGCCAUCAGAGGCUGCAGCCCAUUUUUAUUUUGAGCUAGCCAAGACGGUGCUGAUCAAAGCCGGAGGAAACUCCUCCACCUCCAUUUUCACCCAGCCCUCAGCCAGCGGUGGCCACCAGGGGCCCCACAGAAACCUGCACCUGUGUGCCUUUGAGAUUGGCCUGUAUGCUCUCGGCCUCCACAACUUCGUGUCGCCCAACUGGCUGUCCAGGACCUACUCUUCCCAUGUGUCCUGGAUCACUGGCCAGGCCAUGGAGAUCGGCAGUGCCGCCCUCAACAUUUUGGUGGAGUGUUGGGACGGUCAUCUCACCCCCCCAGAGGUGGCGUCCUUGGCCGACCGAGCGUCACGGGCCAGGGAUCCCAACAUGGUUCGAGCGGCGGCAGAGCUCGCCCUGAGCUGCCUGCCUCACGCUCACGCCCUUAACCCUAAUGAGAUCCAGAGAGCCCUGGUGCAGUGCAAAGAGCAGGACAAUGUGAUGCUGGAGAAGGCCUGCAUGGCAGUAGAGGAAGCAGCCAAGGGUGGAGGUGUGUACCCUGAGGUCCUCUUUGAGGUGGCUCACCAGUGGUACUGGCUAUAUGAGCAGUCAGUGGGUGGUGGGUCAAGCCAGCAGCGGGAGACCUCCGGGCGCUGUGGGGCCAACGGGGGUUCGGGCAGGAGGCCCCCGGAGUCUAGCUGCGUCGUCCUCGACGGUGGAGCCAACAUGGAGUCUGCAGGAAUGGCGACAGUCACAGCCUCAGUCACUGCAGCGGCCGUCGUACCCGUCAUAUCCGUGGGCUCCACAAUCUACCAGUCCCAUGCCAUGCCUGGACAGGCCAUGGCUCACCCCCACAGCCAGGGCCUACACCCUUAUACCACAAUUCAGGCCCAUCUCCCCACGGUCUGCACCCCGCAGUACCUGGGACACCCUCUGCAGCACGUCCCCCGACCCACUGUCUUCCCUGUGUCUGGGGCUGCAUAUCCACAGGGAAUGCACCCAGCCUUUAUCGGUGCCCAGUACCCAUUUUCAGUGGCUGCUGGCCCCCAGCCACCUAUGGCAGCCACAGCUGUGACCUUCCCUGGUGUCCCUGUACCGUCCAUGACUCAGAUCGCCGUCCAUCCCUACCACACUGAGACUGGCCUGCCCCUCAGCACCACUGUAGCAGCAAGAUUAGUAACCGACUACUUGACUACUCUGACGAAACGCUUUGAGAACCUGGUUCUCCAGCACAUAGAGAACAACAUGCCAGCCGGACCCUCACCAGUGUCUUUUUCUGGGAUGUCCAGGCAGGGUGGCCUGAGGGGGUUCAGCCCCGAAGCGCAGGCCACCAACACAGACACUCCCACUGCUGAGAGACUACACAAGCAUCUACAGACGGACACAUCCAAAUGUAAAGACACCUGCACCGCUGCUUGA
Molecule: messenger RNA, 6874 nt
Organism: Morone saxatilis (striped sea-bass)
Lineage: Eukaryota; Metazoa; Chordata; Actinopteri; Moronidae
Gene: zswim8
Product: zinc finger, SWIM-type containing 8
Exons: 24
Coding region: 1511-6874 (1787 amino acids)
Cellular component (GO): Cul2-RING ubiquitin ligase complex
Source: RefSeq, a predicted model, not a curated record